Messenger RNA from Gongylonema pulchrum, 441 nucleotides. The record is from the annotation of a GenBank genome assembly. NCBI's taxonomy places the organism in Eukaryota, Metazoa, Nematoda, Chromadorea, Rhabditida, Gongylonematidae.
GGUGGCCUGCUGCUUCUUUUUGCCGAAACCCAGGAGGAGAAAAAAAGCUUGUUUGCUGGUGUUCCGCAAGUUGGCGACAUGAAUCGUGGCAAAUCCGCAAUGCUUCUUACCGGCCGCAUAUUCCUCAUAUUCAUGUUUUUGUCGCUUGUACAUUUCGUAUGGAACUUUGUGCAAAUUAUCGAAAUGGUAGUUGGAGGAGCACUGAUGUCGCUGGUUCUUGUCGGCUAUAAAACGAAGCUUUCCGCAUUUGUGCUCGUUGUGUGGCUCUUCGGUCUGAAUCUCUAUCUGAAUGCUUGGUGGACGGUGCCAUCGGAUCGCUUCUAUCGCGAUUUCAUGAAAUAUGACUUCUUCCAAACGAUGUCCGUCAUCGGUGGCCUGCUGCUUCUUGUAGCCUAUGGUCCCGGUGGUGUCUCCGUUGAUGAUUACAAGAAACGAUGGUAG